Molecule: messenger RNA, 2038 nt
Organism: Neohortaea acidophila
Lineage: Eukaryota; Fungi; Ascomycota; Dothideomycetes; Mycosphaerellales; Teratosphaeriaceae
Product: putative P450 monooxygenase
Exons: 2
Coding region: 169-1785 (538 amino acids)
Molecular function (GO): heme binding; monooxygenase activity; iron ion binding
Source: RefSeq, a predicted model, not a curated record
AUUCCCCUCGGCGACCAGACGGUAGGGAAUGCUUUCAGAACAUCUUAUGCUCCCCCGGUGAAUGAGUGUGCCCGUCUUCCUGUCGACUAUUCAUUGCUGAGCUUCUCUCUUGUCCUUUCUUACUGUCCUCCUCCCCCUGCACCGCUCUUGAGCGCUCCCUCCCCCACCAUGGCCAUCCUCUCGCAGACCGAAGGGCAAGGCCUCAUCGCCUUCCUCCUCUCCCCCACCAUCGCCCCCUUCUUCGUCGUCGCCCUCAUCUACACCAUCAUCAAAAUCAUGGACCGCACCGACGUGCCCAAAAUCAAAAACCUGCCCGAAGUCCCCGGCUGGCCCAUCUUCGGCAACCUGGCGCAGCUCGGCGACAACCACGCCAAAGUCGCACAAGAGUGGAGCGACAAGUACGGCCCCGUCUUCCAGGUGCGCAUGGGCAAUCGCCGCAUCGUUUUCGCCAACACCUUCGACUCGGUGCGCAACUUGUGGAUCACCAACCAGUCUGCCCUCAUCUCCCGCCCCAUGCUGCACACCUUCCACACCGUCGUGAGUAGCAGUGAAGGCUACACCAUCGGCACCAGCCCGUGGGACGAGAGCUGCAAAGCGAGGAGGAAAGCGGCCGCCACGGCGCUCAAUCGCCCCGCCGUGCAGAGCUACAUGCCCAUCAUCGACUACGAGUGCACAAAGUCCAUCAAGGAGCUGCUCAAGGACAGCGAGGGCGGGAAGAAGGACGUCGAUCCCAACGUCUACUUUGCCCGCUUUGCUCUGUCCACCUCGCUCACCCUCAACUACGGCAUUCGCAUCGAGGGCAAUGUCGACGACAAGAUGCUCGCCGAGAUUACGCAUGUCGAGCGGGAAAUCUCCAACUUCCGCUCCACCUCGAACAAUUGGGCGGAUUACAUUCCUGCGUUGCGUCUGCUGCCUGGUGGGAGUGAUAAGCCGCUUGAAUACAAGAAACGUCGGGCGACCUACAUGAACGAACUACUCAACAUGCUCAAACAGCGCAUCAAAGAAGGCACCGACAAGCCUUGCAUCACCGGCAACGUCCUCAAAGACCCCGACGCCAAACUCAACGACGCCGAAGUCAUGUCCAUCGGCCUCAGCAUGGUCUCCGCCGGCCUCGACACCGUCCCCGGCAACCUCAUCAUGUGCAUCGCCUACCUCUCCUCCCCGCACGGCCAGGAAAUCCAGCGCCGCGCCCACGCCGAAAUCACCGAGCUCUACCCCAACGGCGACGCCUGGGAGCGCUGCCUGCACGAGGAAAAGUGCUCCUACGUCACCGCGCUCGUGAAGGAGACCCUGCGCUUCUGGUCCGUCAUCCCCAUCUGCCUGCCCCGCACGUCGACAAAGGACAUCACCUGGCGCAACGCCACCAUCCCCGCCGGCACCUCCUUCUACAUGAACGCCUACGGCGCCCACUACGACACCUCGCACUUCACCUCCCCCCACGAAUUCAACCCCGACCGCUACCUCUCCGACAAUUCCAUCGACGACGCGGCCGCGCACCGCGGAACCCCGCACUACGGCUACGGCGCCGGCUCGCGCAUGUGCAUCGGCUCCCACCUGGCGAACCGCGAGCUGUACACCGCCUUCCUGCGCAUGAUCAUCGCCUUUGAGAUUGUCGAGCCGCAGAGCGCGCGCGACAAGCCCAUCCUCGACGUGUUUGGGUGCAACAAGAUUCUGACGAGCUUGACGCUCAAUCCCAAGGAGUUCAAGGUGGGGUUGCGCGUGCGGGAUCGUGGGGUCCUGGAGAAGUGGAUUCGGGAGAGUGAGGAGCGGACGAAGGAUUUGUGAGGGAAGACGAGGAGAUUUAGUUGUUUAUUUGGAGAAUGUCUGGCGUGAUAUGUAGCGGUGGGAGGGUGAUGCGAAUCUAGUCUUGUUGUAUAUGUCAUGCUGGCUGAAUCCUCAUCGAGCUUCACAUACUCCGCUAUGAAGAGUCUCAUCGCGCUUCCUUCUACCGCGACCCCAACACAAUCCCCUCCUCCUCCGCUCCCCUCAUAAUAUAACUCUUCACCUUCGCAUCCGGCGCAAGAUCAAUCGCAUACGC